UGGGAACCCUGUUCGCACAGACUGCCGGACUGCGUCGAGCAUGCGCAUAGCGUGAAGUGAAGGCAGCAAUAUGAAUCCUCUGACCAAAGUGAAGCUGAUCAACGAGCUGAACAAACGUGAAGCUGAGCUGGGCGUGCAAGAGAAGGUCUCCUGGCAUGCUGAGUACAGUGACAGCGCGUGGGUGUUUUUGGGAGGUUUACCAUACGAGUUGACCGAAGGAGACAUUAUCUGCGUGUUUUCACAGUAUGGGGAAAUUGUGAAUAUCAACCUGGUGCGCGAUAAGACGACGGGAAAAUCCAAAGGUUUCUGCUUCAUUUGCUAUGAAGAUCAGCGAAGCACCAUUCUUGCUGUGGACAAUUUUAAUGGGAUAAAGAUUAAAGGAAGGACAAUUCGUGUGGACCAUGUGGCUAAUUAUCGCCCUCCCAAAGAUUCUGAGGAUAUUGAUGAUAUAACCAAAACGCUCCGGGAAAAAGGAUGUGGCAUUAAGACGCCUCCUCCCAGCUCACCUGAAUCCUCAGAAGAUGAAAAGGUGGAAGUAAAGAAGCACAAAAAAGAGAAAAGCAAGAAGAAGAAGAAAGAAAAGAAGGAACAUCGGAAACGUGUGAAAGAGGAGCCACCUGUCAAUGCACCACCUGCUAAAGCCAAAAUCAAAGUGGAGAAGGAAGAUCCAGGCUACGAACGGUACGCUAGUGCAAGUCAGCAAACAUUGAGCUCAGCUGGCCACAAACAUGGCAGCCGGACAGAGCAAGAACAAGGACUCAAGUACGAGCGAGUGAGAGAGAGGUCCCGAGAGAGGGACACAGGAAGGGACCGGCAGGAUAAAAGAGAAAGGUCUCGAGAGAAGGGCAGAGAGAGGCACUGGCAUGAUCAGAGAGACGAAUCUCAAGAGAAGGGGAAAGAGAGAGGCUGGCUGGAUCAGAGAGAGGGAUCUCGAGAGAGGGGCCGGCAGGAUCAGAGAGAGAGGUCUCGAGAGAGGGGCGCAGAGUGGGGCUGGCAGAAUCAUCGAUCAUCUCAUGGUGGUCGCAAUGAGGAGAAGCAUAAGAAGGUGGAUGACAGAGUGAGAGUAGCAGAAAGCAGGAGAUCCCAAGAGCGGUGGGAGAACAGUGACAAGUCAUCCAGGGAGAAGGAGUCUUCCAGAUACUACUGACCUUUUUGAUCCAGCUUGCAAGUGGAAAGAGACAUCGGGGGAUGGUGGAGCUACUGCAGCACUAGCUCAGUGAAAUGAAGGCUAGAGCCCUGGCUACUGGCAGAUAUCCUGAAUGGGGAUUGACUGCUACUCUGUGCUCCUCUGAGUGGCAGAAAAAGGCCCAAGGACUGAAUCUUGCUGGUUCAUUUGCCUGGACAUAGCAUAUAUGCUGGGGACUAUCUUUACUUUGGCCAGAAUGGUGUGGCUCAGUAUCUUGUAAAAAAUAUGUCCUGUGCAAGCCAAGAUUGAAUAAAAGUGCUUUGAACAGUU
Sphaerodactylus townsendi is the source of this 1456-nucleotide messenger RNA. It is a transcript of the gene RBMX2, whose product is annotated as RNA binding motif protein X-linked 2. NCBI's taxonomy places the organism in Eukaryota, Metazoa, Chordata, Lepidosauria, Squamata, Sphaerodactylidae. The transcript has 6 exons. The coding region runs from base 71 to 1147 and encodes 358 amino acids. Gene Ontology annotation, biological process: mRNA splicing, via spliceosome. Gene Ontology annotation, molecular function: RNA binding. The record is from RefSeq and is a predicted model, not a curated record. Gene Ontology annotation, cellular component: U2 snRNP; catalytic step 2 spliceosome; precatalytic spliceosome.